AUGACCUUUUUCCUUGUGACGUUCUGCUGCGUCUUUGCAGCCCUAGGAUCAUUCCUGUUCGGCUAUGAUUCUGGCGUGAUUUCCUCCAGCAUUGAGCAAGAGGCCUUUCUGCGCCGAUUCGGUUCCCCAGGCCUCUCUGACGCGGCGGCCGGUGGAAUCAUCUCCUCGUAUACAGGCGGAGCUAUCUUGGGCUCGGUCCUCGCCCCAUAUAUCUCGGAUCAGUAUGGUCGUCGAAUGGUCAUUUUCACUGGGGGACUACUGGCGACACUGGGGGCGGCCCUCCAGGGAGGAGCGGUUACAGUUGCGAUGCUGAUCGCGGGUCGAUUCAUCGCGGGCUUGGCAAUUGGUCAAAUGUCUGCCACUAUUCCCGUAUACUGUAGCGAGGUCGCUCCGCCGCAGAUUCGAGGGAUGCUGGCGAGUAUCCAGCAAUGGAUGAUCGGGUUGGGAAUCAUGGUCGCUCAAUGGACGGGGUAUGGAUGCUCCCUGCGCGGGGGCACUUUUUCCUGGCGGUUUCCACUCUCAUUUCAGGUCGUUCCGGCUAUUAUCCUCACUUGUGGCGUUUGGUUUCUUCCAGAGUCACCAAGGUGGCUGAUUGAAAAGGGCAGACAUGGCGAGGGCCGGUCUGUUCUCGCUAGACUUCACCUCAACCGCAGCGCAACCAAUGAGAAAUUCCUCGAGGACGAAAUCGCCCAGAUAUGCGACUGUCUCGAGUCGGAAAAGCAGUCAGCGGUGCGCUCUUGGCGCCAACUCCUCCGAUCCCCGCGCUGGCGACGCAGGAUUCUGUUAGCUUGCGGUCUGCAGGUCUUCACGCAGUGCUCUGGCACAAAUGUUGUUCAAAAUUAUGGCCCGCGGCUGUACAAAUCGCUCGGUCUAUCGACAACCAGAUCACUGAUGAUCAUCGGUAUCUGGGGCGCGCUGGCGGUGUUCUGGAACACGGUGUUCAUGUUAUUCAUCGAUAAAGUCGGACGUCGAAAGCUCCUUAUCCCAUCGCUGUUCGGCAUGGGAGCAGCCAUGUGCGUCGAGGCAACCCUCGCACGAUACUUCGACUUCGACGACAGCAACGCCAACCCAGAUGCCCUGCGCGCCGCCAUUGCCAUGUUCUUCGUUUUCUCACUCUUCUUCACGGCUCUGGGAAUGAUCUCCUGGAUCUACCAGUCCGAGAUCUUCCCCACGCCGAUCCGAGCGCGUGGUUCGUCUAUGGCCACGGCCACAAAUUGGAGCUUGAACUUGAUCUUCGCGCAGUGCUCCCCGAUCGCACUCACAAAUAUCGGGUAUAAGUACUUCUACUGUUUUGUGGGAUUCAACUGGGCGGCCAUGAUUGUUGUUUGGCUCUACUACCCGGAAACUGCAGGCCGUUCACUCGAGGAGGUUGAGGGUGUCUUCACGAUUGAAAUGACGGACCUGGCCGACGAAUCUCCUGUUAGCCAGAACACCGUUGGCACUGCGGCGCGCUCUCAGGUUCGGCGCAAGGGCUUGCAUCCACUGUCGAUGAAUCCCACUUUUGAUACUAUGAGUAUUGAGAGUGGGAGGUGUGGGUCCGAGAAGGGAAUUGAGGUCAAGGAGAUUUGA
Penicillium olsonii is the source of this 1569-nucleotide messenger RNA. NCBI's taxonomy places the organism in Eukaryota, Fungi, Ascomycota, Eurotiomycetes, Eurotiales, Aspergillaceae. The record is from the annotation of a GenBank genome assembly.